Molecule: messenger RNA, 1907 nt
Organism: Populus trichocarpa (black cottonwood)
Lineage: Eukaryota; Viridiplantae; Streptophyta; Magnoliopsida; Malpighiales; Salicaceae
Product: cytochrome b561 and DOMON domain-containing protein At3g61750
Exons: 5
Coding region: 157-1449 (430 amino acids)
Source: RefSeq, a predicted model, not a curated record
AUCACCUAACCAUAAUUUUCCCUUCAUUUUCAAGAAACUGUUUCCUCUCAACAACUACUCGCCACCUGACCACUGCCUUCACUUUCACGUUCGCAAUAUUCUUUCUUCUUGUUCUUGUCAUCCUUGGCUGCUUCCUGUUACGAGCCUUCGAUCUCCAUGGCAAAUUCAAGAUUUCAAAAAUCGAGGCUUGUGUUUGUUUUAUUAUGCUUCUUGUUUUUUGUCUCGAGACUCAGGAUCUUCGUGGCUGCUGAUGAUAAGUCAAAUGAAUCUAACAAAGAUGAUGGUUAUGAUUUUGCAGUCACAGAAGAAGAUCAGAUUGGUGACAAUAGCACUAUUAGUGGUGGUGCUUAUGCUGCCCCUAAUGGUGUUGCGAUGGAUCAGGAAAGAUCCGAGCUUUGCAACACCGAUAUGAGUAGUUUUCUUCCUCCACCAUAUAAUAACAUAUCAAAUAUGGUCUGCAAACCAGUUUGGAAUACUUUUCUGUUGAGGUAUCACAAGAAAGAAGAUAAUGUGGUGACUUUUAUAUUAUCUGCUGUAUACACAAUCGGAUGGGUGGCAAUGGGGUUUUCGAAAGAUGGAAGGAUGGUUGGAUCCAGUGCUAUGGUGGGCUGGUUCAAUAGGAAAGGUCAGGCGAGAAUCAAAGAGUAUUACUUGCAAGGUACUAGGCCAUCACAGGUCAUAGAGGAUGCAGGUGAAUUGGACCUCACAAAGGUUCCACCUGCUGUUGUGAUUAAUGGGGCUAUGAUUUACUUGGCAUUUCAAGCCAAGUUUGAAAAACCUCUCGCUUCCCAGCCAAUCAUAUUGGCUUUCGGAACCAGGUAUCCAAAUCACUACCGCCUAUCCUCGCACGAUGACAAGACAGCUAUUCUUUUCGACUUCACUGCAGGUUCUGCGUCUAGAGCACGUAUAAAUCCUGGGCAGAUGAAGAAGAAUCACGGGGUAUUAGGAACCUUGGCAUGGGGUCUAUUCCUUCCUAGUGGGGCAAUUGUUGCAAGGUAUUUGAAGCAUAAAGAACCACUCUGGUAUUAUCUACAUGCUGGUAUUCAGUUUUUGGGAUUUCUCUUGGGGCUUGCCAAUGUGGUUCUUGGACAGCAACUCUAUAGCAAGAUUGAUGCCAAUGUACCAUCACACAGAGGCAUAGGCAUCUUUGCUCUCACUCUUAGUAUUCUUCAGAUAUUGGCGUUCUUUUUAAGGCCUAAGAAAGAUGCCAAGAUCCGCAAGUACUGGAAUUGGUACCACCACUGGUUUGGAAGGAUUGCCCUCUUCUUUGGAGUCUUCAAUAUAGUGUGGGGAAUCCAUCUAGGAGCUGCAGGGACGUCAUGGAAGAUAGGCUUUGGUUUUCUAAUUACUAUGAUUCUAGUCACAGUUAUUAUUCUCGAAACGUUGACAUGGUUGAGGAGAUCAGAGAAGACUACUCCACCUGAAACCUUCCAAAUGAAUCCAAUUUAGUACACAGUUUUCAGGGUAACUGGUUGAUGAAAGAUUUUGCAUCUGAAAGUAAUGGUAGAAGUACUCAGACAAGCACCAAUUAUCUUUUUUGACAAGGCCAGAAAGCCAUGUCCAGCUGCAUUCUGGUUCAAUCUUGGACCCAGUCAGAACCAGAGUGUUGAAUCUAUUUUACAAGCUGUUCUUUGUGUGCCCAGUGUGGUGGCUGGAUGCUAAGGAUAUGGUUUGUGGCUGGAUAAUUGCGUCUGCCAAGCUGGAGAGACCGUCAGCUUUUCUGUACAAAUUGAAGUAGUUGAAGCGAUAUGUAUGUUGGAAGAUUUCGUUUUUGUGAGGAAAUUGGCAUGCUGUGCAGCUAUUUAGAAUUUGUGGGUUGUCUUUUCUUCUAUUGUGUUUGGCAAGGAUAAUGCAAAGAUAUUUUUUUAAUAUGUUUUUUGAAAUGGCAACGAAAAGAAUUAACCAAA